Sitodiplosis mosellana (orange wheat blossom midge) is the source of this 618-nucleotide messenger RNA. RefSeq lists its product as uncharacterized. Gene Ontology annotation, cellular component: ciliary basal body; motile cilium. The transcript has a single exon. Bases 1 to 618 code for a protein of 205 amino acids. NCBI's taxonomy places the organism in Eukaryota, Metazoa, Arthropoda, Insecta, Diptera, Cecidomyiidae. The record is from RefSeq and is a predicted model, not a curated record. Gene Ontology annotation, biological process: regulation of cilium beat frequency involved in ciliary motility; positive regulation of cell motility; cilium assembly.
AUGUAUCGCAACGCAUACCAAAAAGGUGGAUUUCUCACGGUGUUUUAUUCGAUUGGUCGGAGCCCGUUAAAGUUUUGGAAGUGCCAAACGCGAGAAGGACAUUGCAAGCGCGUCAUAGAUGAGGAUUUGAAUUCGACUGUGUUGGAAUUGUCGGGCACCAAUGUGUCAACGUGCAAAAUUACCACACCGAUUGAGCCGUACAAAUCGCUGGGCAUAAAAUUGCCGUUCCUAACGAUAAUUGUGAAAAAUAUGCAGAAAUACUGUACAUUCGAAAUUGAAGUUCGUGACCAUGAAAACCAAUUGCGUCGUUUUCAAGCAUCAAAUUUUCAGCCACACACGCGUACAAACAUGUUCAUUACUCAAAUGCCGUUGCGGUUGGACCCUGGCUGGAAUAAAAUUGAAAUCAAUUUGGCCGAUUUUACGCAUCGUGCCUAUGGUACACGUUACGUGGAAACGGUUUGCAUUCGCAUGAAUGCAAACAUUCGAUUGCGACGCAUUUAUUUCUCGGACCAAUUGUACGCAGAGGAGGAAAAACCAAGUGAAUAUCGACUUUUCGUACCCAACUAUUCACACAGUGGAAGUGGAAGUGACAGCAAUACACCAAACGCAUCGGAUUAA